AUGAGUUAUACUGCCGUCGCCAUCGCAUCCUCUCCCAUCCGUGAUGAGAAGCGCACUUUUAAGAGCUUUAGAGACUAUAUAGUUGAACAGCAAGCCGUAUUCAUUGCGCUUUUAAAUCAGUUUGGUGAUGUUACCAUCACUAGGCCGACUAAGAAAUCUGUUUUAACCCAACAACGCAUCCGCGUCGAAACUAUAACAAUAGGAAAUGAGACUAUAGACAUCUCUUCCUUUGUUGAUAAGCGGUGUGCGGCCCGAUAUGCUUUAGACAUCUCCAACGGAAUCUUAGAAAAGACCGCAAUCCGAAGACAAACUGCCAAUAAGAUCAUGGAAACACAUCACAUGUUGACGGACUUGUUAUUUGAAUAUGGGUACCUCUUCGAGACUUACUUCACUUCAGGGAAGAAUAACACACCAAAAAUGGAACUCGUUAGAAAUAUCAUUGAAAACAAAAACAUGAUAUUCAAUAGAGUGUCUAUCAUCAAAACAGGUAAUCUUAUUAACAGACUCCUUUGCAGUAAACUCUCAGAGUGCAGAGUCGUCACACUACAAGCUGCUGACCCAGAAUUAAUGGCGUUUUUAGAACGAAAUCAGUCGUACUCACCAGAGUUGAACACUGUUGUAUUAGCUUGA
Messenger RNA from Entamoeba invadens IP1, 630 nucleotides. RefSeq lists its product as hypothetical. The record is from RefSeq and is a predicted model, not a curated record. The coding region runs from base 1 to 630 and encodes 209 amino acids. The transcript has a single exon. Lineage: Eukaryota; Evosea; Mastigamoebida; Endamoebidae.